AUGACAGAGGAUAUAUUAGACAAACAAACAUAUGUUAGCAGUACAAGUCUACAAUUUUUGCUUCAAGAGUUGGUGCCUACAUCUAUCCGAGUUUCGCAUAAACUUUUAGACCCAACUGUCUCGACAUUUGCAGAAGAGUCUGAACAAACCAGAAUAGAUCAACAACUUUCCACAAUUAAAAACGAUUUUCCUGGAACCGUUAACGUUUUGGAUUCACCGUUAUUAGACAAUGACGAAGUCACAAUCAGAGUGGAGGCAUAUGGAUACAGUUUGGGAUUGAAAAUAGCUGAAGUGUUACUAUAUAAAAGCUCUGGCAACAAGGUGGUGGAUAUUUUGGACAUUAUGAAAUUUGUCUGUCGAGACGUUUGGAAAUGCUUGUAUAACAAACAAAUGGAUAAUUUAAGAACUAACCACCGAGGAACGUUUGUUUUGGUUGAUAACAACUACAAAUUGAUUUCUCCGCUCAAUAGCUCUAAAGGUAUGCAAGAGACCUUGGCCAAGGCAAAAGUAUACUUAUGGUUCCCUUGUGGUGUAAUACGAGGGAUAUUGAUGAGUUUUGGCAUUGAAGCUAAUGUUUCAGCAGAAAUAACUCAAUUUCCUGCUGUGGUAUUUAAUAUUCACACUAGCAUAAAUAAUUAG
Candida dubliniensis CD36 is the source of this 639-nucleotide messenger RNA. It is a transcript of the gene TRS33, whose product is annotated as Trs33p. The record is from RefSeq and is a predicted model, not a curated record. Gene Ontology annotation, biological process: regulation of GTPase activity; endoplasmic reticulum to Golgi vesicle-mediated transport. The transcript has a single exon. Bases 1 to 639 code for a protein of 212 amino acids. Gene Ontology annotation, cellular component: cis-Golgi network; TRAPP complex; trans-Golgi network. NCBI's taxonomy places the organism in Eukaryota, Fungi, Ascomycota, Pichiomycetes, Serinales, Debaryomycetaceae.